Messenger RNA from Penaeus monodon (black tiger shrimp), 403 nucleotides. RefSeq lists its product as uncharacterized. NCBI's taxonomy places the organism in Eukaryota, Metazoa, Arthropoda, Malacostraca, Decapoda, Penaeidae. The record is from RefSeq and is a predicted model, not a curated record.
CGGCGGUGGGAAAUUCAAGGCCGCCUGCUUUCGCCCGGUAUAAAAGCCGCGGCUGACACUGGUUUGAGGUACUCUGUCUCGUACAGGCUUAGAAGAAGCAUCAUCUAUAAGGCAUCAUGCGUUCCCUUGUGCUCGUGAGCGUAGUCCUGGGAGUGGCCCUCGGCGCCCCCCAAGGAUUUCCUCUAGACACUCCUGAAGUAUCGGCGGCGCGCCAGGCCUUCAUCGCAGAGUACAACCGCCUCGCCGAGCUCGCCGCGGCGGCCCCUGACAUCCACAUCUACCACGAGGACCCCCGCGACCGCCUCCAGCGCCUGCAGGUCGCCGCACCCCUCGCCACCAGCCAGGCCGUCCCCGCCUUCAACGACUACUCCUUCUCCGCCAGCCUCGGCAACAACCAGCAGUU